AUGAAGUUCACUGCUGCUGCUGCUCUCGCUCUUGCCACCGUGGUUGUGGCUCAGCCCUCCGUCCGCGGUCGCUCUGUCACUCACAUCCCUGCUCCUGCUGGCAUGACUGUCUCCCAGGGAGCCGACUCUUGCGGUGACAACGCCCAGCUCUCUUGCUGCAACAAGGCCACUUAUGCCGGUGACACCACCGACAUUGACAGCGGUUUCCUGUCUGGCGUCUUGAGCAACCUCCUUGGCGCUGGCUCCGGCUCCCAGGGCAUUGGCCUGGCCGAUGAGUGCUCCCCACUUGACCUCCAGGCCCUUAACAUUGUUGGUCUGCAAAACUUGCUCAACGACCAGUGCGAGCAGACUGCCGCCUGCUGCCAGGGCAGCGGCAGCGACACUGAGGGCAACCUUAUCGGCGUGGGUCUUCCCUGCCUUGCUCUGGGAUCGCUUCUGUAA
This is a messenger RNA of Aspergillus welwitschiae, 441 nucleotides long. RefSeq names its product hydrophobin family protein. The record is from RefSeq and is a predicted model, not a curated record. Gene Ontology annotation, cellular component: fungal-type cell wall. The coding region runs from base 1 to 441 and encodes 146 amino acids. NCBI's taxonomy places the organism in Eukaryota, Fungi, Ascomycota, Eurotiomycetes, Eurotiales, Aspergillaceae. The transcript has 3 exons. Gene Ontology annotation, molecular function: structural constituent of cell wall.